Messenger RNA from Ectocarpus siliculosus, 2943 nucleotides. NCBI's taxonomy places the organism in Eukaryota, Phaeophyceae, Ectocarpales, Ectocarpaceae. The record is from the annotation of a GenBank genome assembly.
AUGCCCCCCAACACCACCCGAAGGGUAGUAUUGACAGGGACCGACUUCAACGCGAACGGCACCAAGUUGUACUUCGAUCCUCCCGCUAGCAGGGUUACGUAUCGGGUUCUAUCGUCAACCCGGAUCGCGCUGUUCGUCAAGGAUAGGAGAACGUUGUCCCCGACGGUUGCGAAGAACGAGCCGUUGAAGAUUGUUGCGAUCGACACCGGCGCAGGCGCAGUGCAGAUCAACCCUGAGGAUGGAGGUCUUUUUAUCGGCUCUAUUUCUGCUGGAGUUGAAGACGGUCACAAACAGGUAAUGUUCAUGAGUGGUUUGUGCGGGGGUGAGAUAAGUUCCACUAUCCACACCAAGGUCGGCGAGCAGCCGGACGAGCUCACGCUCGAACUGGCCCAGGGGUCCACCUGGUACAAUCAGGAUCCUGCCUACCUCCCUCGACCGCUGGAGUUGAAGAGCGUGGACGACGGCAAGGGCUGGGCGCAGCUUGGUCCGACCGACGGCCCGGGCAAACCCCUAACUGUUGCCAUCGUGUUCGAAGACCCGAGCAUCGAUGCUUCGGACACUGAGAUUUUCCAUGGACACACAACGGACCUGGUUGUCAAAGGCACCAGUUUCCGUCACCGGAGAAUCAUAAAGCGGGACGGCUGGGUCUACCACACGGUACCGCCGAUCCUGGUCUUCGACCCGCCCAUCGACCCGGGAAUUGUCAAAGUCCUUGUCAACACGAAUCGCCAAGUCACGGUCGCCUUUCAGCAGCGAGAUUAUCCUCAGUGGGCACCCACAGACUACUUCGGCCCCCUGAAAAUCAAGGGAAUGGACACUGGCGCCGGCAUGGUGGUGUUGGACCCACCCGUCACGGUGGCCAAUGUCUUGCCCGGCAGCCCUUACGAGUUUUUCAUGUUGAAGCGAAUCAAUCAGUUGCGGGAGGACGGCGCAAUCAAGCAUUACCAGGAGCGUGUUGACCAGGCAGCACGAGAGUGGCGAGCCAUGACUUCCGCGGAGAAGGCUCAGUUUGUUUCGGCGACCCGAAUCGAAAUCUCCUGCAUGAAGAUGAGUUGUUUUUUGGCGGAGCCGCGAGAACUCAAGGUGGUCGCGAUCGACACCGACGCCGGCUUGUUUCGGCUCAACCACGAGGACGGGGGCGUUGUGGUUAUCACGGUCAAGCCUGGCAUCACGGUGCAGCAAUACGAGAACUUGCUGAUCUACCAGUCGACCAAAGAAGUUCGGAUCGCUGGCAGCGGGUUUGAAGAGAACAUGGAGGAUCCUUCCCUUCUGCCAAUGGCCCUGCUGGUGUCGAGUGUUAAAGCUAGCCCCGGAACGGUGGACUUCGGGUUGUUAGGGUUGUUACCUAUCGGAAAGGUUGCCACCGUGUUCGAAGACGCGAGCAUCCAAGCAAGGAACACCGAGAUUUACCGCAGUUCCACGCGCGAGCUCAAUGUCUACGGCACCGGUGUCAACAAUGUGGUUCAACCGAUCCUGGUAUUCGCACCGCCCCUCGACGACAAUGCCGUCAACGUCCACGGAAUCGACACUGGCGCCGGCAUGAUUUUCUUCGACUCCCCGGUGACGGUGGCAAUUGUGUCUCCUAGUAUCGGCACGCACUACGACAACGUCGCGCAGUUCAUUUCAUCGACCUAUAUCGCCAUCACGAGGAACUUCAGCUGUGCCAUACCACCUGGCCCUCAUGUACCGAGCCCGUGGAGGGCCGAGCCAGGACCGCUCAAGAUCGUCGCGAUCGACAACGGCGCCGGCCGAAUACCGCUGAAUCCGGAGGACGGAGGCGUUGUGUUUGCCACGGUGUUGCCCAUUGUCAGGAUUAAGGAUAACGAGGAUUUGCACAUUUACCAGUCGGCCAAGCAAAUCCAGGUCGCCGGUGGCGGUUUCGACAACGACAUCGAGACGAUCAAUUUUUGGGUGGUUCCCCACCUGGGAGGAAAGGUUUUCCACGUGGAAGGUGACGACGACGAAGCAGGGGCUGGUGACGUCGAAAUCGACGCUUUGUCCGCCAGUCAGAUGACGAUAACGCUAACCGAAGGCAGCGUGUGGGUGAAGGACCUUAACGUAUUGCCGGGAGUGCUGCGGAUGGGUUGUGAAGUCAGAGUUGAGAUCGAGUCAUCUUUUUUUCUGGGCAGCGGGUCCUCGUUGUUGUUCUUUGGAGGACCUAUCGCCACUGUUUUCGAGGAACCAAGCAUCGACGCGUCGGACAUCGAGACCAACCGCACUGGUUCGCAAGAGUUGGAGAUUUGGGGCACCGGCUUCAACAACAUGGCUACGCCGGUGAUGGACUUCGACCCACCGCUUGACUUCGCGAGUCUCCAUGUUAAUGUGGUGAACCGCACAACGAUCCAACUGACAUUGGAUACCGCCCAAUCUGGGUGGGUGCCCGUGGAACAGCUCGGCCCGCUGAAGAUCAAGGGGGUGGAUACCGGCGCCGGCAUGGUGGUGUUUGACUCCCCUGUUACGGUAGCCAUUGUGGUACCCGACUCCCAGCCCUUCUUCAACCAGGGUUUUCACGUUGAUCUUGAUGCCGUGGAGCUCAAUUCCCGUAAGAGCGCCACGCCUUCCUUGCACGAGGAAGAGAACGCUGCGGAGCCCGAAACAGAAGAAUUCGGCGAGAAGGUCGAUGGCACCGUUGUGCCUACGCCCUCCGUGGAGGCCUCCUCGACGGUCAUCUCCAUGGGCUCCACCGACAGCCUCGCCGUGAAAGGCGACAACUUCGACAUGGCGACCAGGCUGAUAUUCAACCCCCCUCUGGGGACGGGGUUCGAGAUGCGGGUGUUUUCGCGAACGGAGAUCGACACCUUUACUAAAACUGUGAUCGGCCGGGCGCCGAGCACGUGGGGGGCCGAGCCCGGUCCGCUCAAGGUCGUUGCGAUCGACACCGGCGCCGGCUUGGUGCAGCUCAACCCCGAGGACGGGGGCGUGGUGGUGGCUAUAGUCCGAUAG